AGCAUAUGUAAGAGAAACACGUUCGUCGAAGCGAAAUUAUGGCUCAGUUGGAAUCUAAUUAUUAUAUUUCGGAAACGGCAAAUUUCACAGAUACACAAAAGACAAAAUGGUUAUUAGUAUCUGCGCCGAUGCCAAUAUUUUUUAUAUCCAUAGUUUAUCUUUAUAUCGUCUACAUUGCUGGUCCGCAAUUCAUGAAAAACAGACAACCAUACUCUUUGAAAACGUUUAUGCAGUGUUACAAUCUUAUUCAAAUUAUUUCAAAUGCUUGGAUAGUGUUUAAUUUCGUGACAUAUGCUAGACCAUUUACUGCUGUACGGAGAUUUUGCGGGUCACUCGAUGAACUUUGCGGCAAUUAUAGUGAAAAGAUGCUUGAAACACUAUGGUGGGUACUAAUGCUUAAAUUGUUCGAUCUCGUUGAAACUGUAGUGUUUGUUUUGAGGAAGAAAGAUCGCCAGAUCUCAUUUUUACACACAUAUCAUCAUGUUAGCACAUUUAUCUACGUUUGGUUGAUGCUUAGUUACUUCAGUCAUAGUUUUAACACGGUUUCGAUGCCGCUCAAUUGUUCUGUACAUGUUAUAAUGUAUUCCUAUUAUUUUCUGAGCACUUUUGGAUCGAAUAUGCAACGAAUACUUCUUCCAGUCAAGAAGUCUAUUACCACUUUACAAAUGACACAUAUUGCAUUCAUAAUGGUAAUUAGUAUGCAAGGUUUUAUACCCAGUUGCGGUACUAAGAUGUUGAAAGUUUACUUGAACAAUAAAGCUACGAAUACUAUCCUCAACCAACAAACACCUCGAACUAUAGUUUUACAUCGUGUAGAGAUUCAAGUGACCGGUGUGCAAGGCGCUGAAAAUGUGGUUUCACCACGUCCAUCCGUUCGACGAAUCGAGCGGCUGCAAUCACGUGGCUUUUACGCCACGGCGUCCCUCGCUGAAAAGCAAAUGAGUGGUUGUUGGCCGCAGAGACGACGAUGA
Trachymyrmex cornetzi is the source of this 971-nucleotide messenger RNA. Its product is annotated as elongation of very long chain fatty acids protein 1. Lineage: Eukaryota; Metazoa; Arthropoda; Insecta; Hymenoptera; Formicidae. Gene Ontology annotation, cellular component: endoplasmic reticulum membrane. Gene Ontology annotation, molecular function: fatty acid elongase activity. The coding region runs from base 39 to 971 and encodes 310 amino acids. The record is from RefSeq and is a predicted model, not a curated record. The transcript is spliced from 6 exons. Gene Ontology annotation, biological process: fatty acid elongation, polyunsaturated fatty acid; fatty acid elongation, monounsaturated fatty acid; very long-chain fatty acid biosynthetic process.